CUUCACCUCCAAGUUCACCAUGGACGCCCAGAAACAGCUUCAAGCACUCUCGGAAGAGUUCCAGGGAUUGCAGACCGAGCUUGAGGUUCUGGUCGAUGCCCGCCAGAAACUCGAAUCGCAGCAGCAAGAGAACGAAGGCGUACAGACCGAGUUCGCCCAGCUGGACGAUGAAUCCAACAUUUACAAGCUUGUUGGCCCGGUGUUGCUGAAGCAGGAUAAGACCGAAGCCACCAUGGCCGUCAACGGUCGGUUGGAGUUCAUUGAGAAGGAGAUCAAGCGAAUUGAAGGCGAGAUUGAGGCGACACAAGAAAAGAGCGAGAAGAUGCGCUCAGAGCUCAUCCAACUCCAAAGCCAGGCUCAACAGCAGGCGGCUGCUGCUUCGGCGUCCGCAUAAACUCAAAAGCUC
Molecule: messenger RNA, 406 nt
Organism: Penicillium verrucosum
Lineage: Eukaryota; Fungi; Ascomycota; Eurotiomycetes; Eurotiales; Aspergillaceae
Product: tubulin-binding prefolding complex subunit YKE2
Exons: 4
Coding region: 20-394 (124 amino acids)
Biological process (GO): protein folding; chaperone-mediated protein complex assembly
Cellular component (GO): prefoldin complex; cytoplasm
Molecular function (GO): protein-folding chaperone binding
Source: RefSeq, a predicted model, not a curated record